UGUUUAAAAGAGGAGCGCGGUUGGCCCCAGAGGGCCCCCCGGACCGCCAGGCUUCGCUGGAGUACCUGGAGUCGACGGAAUCGAUGGCGAGAGAGGGGAAGACUCCUCUGUAACUGGCCCAGUAGGUCUUCCUGGAGAUAAUGGCAAAGAUGGGUCUUCUGGAGCUCCAGGCCUUCCAGGAGCAGAUGGACCUGUGGGACCCCCGGGGGAUCCAGGCCCUUUGGGCCCAAAAGGCUCAAAAGGGGAACCUGGAGCUCAGGGACCUGCUGGAGAACCGGGAGUAGGACUUGAUGGGACUGAUGGUAUUCCUGGCACGGAUGGGCUACCAGGUGAACUGGGAAAAGUAGGACCGCCUGGAGCAAAAGGGAGGAGAGGUGCCGUUGGUCUGCCUGGUCCUAUUGGUCCUCGGGGACCUCCAGCUGUUUACCAGGGUGAGGAGCUGUGUCCCACUGCCUGCCCAGCAGGACUGAAUGGAUAUUCUGGACUCCCAGGGAUGAAAGGUCACAAAGGGGCUAAGGGCGAAUCAGGUGAGCCCGGAAGACAAGGACACAAGGGAGAGGAGGGCGAUCAAGGACCGCCUGGUGAAGUUGGAGCUCAAGGACUGCCAGGCCCGGGUGGAGCAAGAGGCCUUCCAGGAAUAACGGGCCCCAAAGGAGACCGGGGACCUCGUGGAAAACCCGGUGAUGUCGGUCCGAGGGGAAUUCAGGGAGCACCAGGGGAUCCAGGUCAACGAGGAGCAAUAGGGGAGAGUGGACAAAUAGGAGCGCAGGGGGAUCGGGGCCCACAAGGAAUCAGGGGGGUACCAGGGCCAAAAGGAGAACCUGGCCUUCCGGGUCCAGAUGGCCGUGAGGGAAUACCUGGUCUGCCUGGCUCAAGGGGUCUUCCAGGGAAAAGUGGCGCUCCGGGUGAUGCGGGCACGCAGGGGCUUCCUGGUUUACCAGGUACAUACGGCCAGAAAGGACAAAGCGGCACAAAGGGUAACACGGGAGGCCCAGGAGUUGUGGGACUGAUGGGAUCUCCAGGGAAGCAAGGGGAGCGAGGAGACCAGGGGGAAGUGGGACCUGUGGGACCCAGAGGAGGACCUGGUGAACGUGGGGAGAGAGGACCUGAUGGACCGCCAGGAUUACCAGGAGGCAGGGUAAGACCUGACAGGUGGCUUAUUUCAAGGGAAAAAUAUUAAAUGAAAUUUCCU
Molecule: messenger RNA, 1192 nt
Organism: Poecilia latipinna (sailfin molly)
Lineage: Eukaryota; Metazoa; Chordata; Actinopteri; Cyprinodontiformes; Poeciliidae
Product: collagen alpha-1(IX) chain-like
Exons: 22
Coding region: 494-1180 (228 amino acids)
Biological process (GO): extracellular matrix organization
Molecular function (GO): extracellular matrix structural constituent conferring tensile strength
Source: RefSeq, a predicted model, not a curated record